Molecule: messenger RNA, 258 nt
Organism: Ostertagia ostertagi
Lineage: Eukaryota; Metazoa; Nematoda; Chromadorea; Rhabditida; Trichostrongylidae
Source: the annotation of a GenBank genome assembly
AUGCCGACAUGUAAAAAGGGACGCGCUGGCAUUGUCCGAGACUGCGGCAGCGGCGCGCUGUCUAGCUAUGAGCAGAGUUAUGCGAACCCUGCCGUGUUCGUCGAUCGUUCGCAGACUGUCUGCUGUCAGUAUGAGGGACUCCUGAUAUCACAGGACCGAAGAAGCAUGAACUGUUGCUGGGACAUCCUUGUGCCGAUGUCGUAUCGUCGAUGGGCGUUGAGCACGAUGAAAACGACUGUCGAUGGUGACUGCCGAUGA